AUGGCUAUUAGGGUUCCUCGUGUGUUGCAGUCGUCAAAGCAAAUUCUUAAAUCGUUCUCACACUCAUCAAACAACGUCGAUGUUCCAAAAGGACACCUUGCGGUUUACGUGGGAGAGAAGCUGCAGAAGAGGAGAUUCGUGGUUCCUGUGACCUACUUGAGCCACCCUUCGUUUCAAAAUCUUUUAAGAGAAGCAGAGGAAGAGUUUGGGUUUGAUCAUCCAAUGGGUGGCCUCACUAUACCCUGCAAUGAACAAAUCUUUAUCGAUCUUGCCUCUCGCCUCAACACUUCAUCGUGA
Messenger RNA from Thlaspi arvense, 297 nucleotides. NCBI's taxonomy places the organism in Eukaryota, Viridiplantae, Streptophyta, Magnoliopsida, Brassicales, Brassicaceae. The record is from the annotation of a GenBank genome assembly.